GGAGCUGGGAAGAGAGUCAAGAUGGCGGCGAAAUCCGAUGGCGGUGGCGUGGGGGUGGGCUUCGCCCAGCUGCACAACCUGGACGAGGCGGUGGGCAGCGGCGAGGAGGACGGGGAGCCCGGGGGAGGCGGCUGCGGCGGCGGCGACGGCAGCGAGCCCGGCGAGAGCAGCUCGCUGCACAUCUGCCACUGCUGCAACACCUCCUCGUGCUACUGGGGCUGCCGCUCCGCCUGCCUGCGCUCGCUGCUGGGCAAGAAGCCGCGCCGCAGCGCCGCCGCCGCCGACGGGGGGGACCAGCCGCUGCAGCCGCCCGGGGCCGCCGGCCGCCACCCCCCGACGCCCUCGGCCGGCCGACCGCAGCCCGCGUCGCCGCAGGUGGAGCGGCCGUGGCUUGACUGCCUGUGGAUCGUGCUCGCGCUGCUGGUGUUCUUCGGGGACGUGGGUACCGACCUGUGGCUGGCCCUCGACUACUACCGCAAGGGGGACUACGGCUGCUUCGGGCUGACCCUGUUCUUCGUGCUGGUGCCGUCGCUGCUGGUGCAGAGCCUGAGCUUCCGCUGGUUCGUGCAGGACUACACGGGCGGCGGGCUCGGCGCCGUGGAGGGGCUCAGCAGCCGGGGACCCCCAAUGAUGGGGGCCGGCUACGGCCACGGCGCGGCCCGCGGCGGCUCGGGUGCGGGGGGCUCGGCCACCCCGGGGGCGCAGCGUCUGUGCCGCCUCUCCGUGUGGAUCUGGCAGUCGGUCAUCCACCUGCUGCAGAUGGGGCAGGUGUGGAGGUAUAUCCGCACCAUGUACCUGGGGAUUCAGAGCCAGCGGCAGAAGGAACACCAGCGGCGCUUCUACUGGGCUAUGAUGUACGAAUAUGCAGAUGUCAACAUGCUGCGCCUCCUGGAGACCUUUCUGGAGAGCGCCCCCCAACUGGUGCUACAGCUCUGCAUAAUGAUCCAGAAAAACAGUGCAGAGACGCUGCCCUGUGUCUCCUCUGUGACUUCCCUGAUGUCCCUGGCUUGGGUGCUAGCUUCCUAUCACAAGCUGCUGCGGGACUCCAGGGACGACAAGAAGAGCAUGAGUUACAGAGGGGCCCUCAUCCACCUCUUCUGGCGCCUCUUCACCAUCUCAUCCCGAGUUAUCUCUUUCGCCCUCUUUGCUUCCAUCUUCCAGCUGUAUUUCGGGAUCUUCGUGGUGGUGCACUGGUGCGCCAUGGCCUUCUGGAUCAUCCAUGGUGGGACAGACUUCUGCAUGUCCAAGUGGGAGGAGAUCCUCUUCAACAUGGUGGUAGGGAUCGUGUACAUUUUCUGCUGGUUUAACGUCAAGGAAGGGCGGACUCGAUACCGAAUGUUCGCAUACUAUACGAUAGUCUUGACCGAGAAUGCUGCCUUGACGUUCCUUUGGUAUUUUUACAGAAAUCCGGAGAGCACUGACUCCUAUGCCGUGCCAGCACUGUGUUGUGUCUUCGUUAGCUUUGUGGCUGGGAUUACGCUCAUGCUCUUAUACUAUGGCGUGUUGCAUCCCAUGGGGCCGCGGGCUAAGGUCUUUGCCAGCUCCUGUUGUGCCGAGCUGCUCUGGGGCAUCCCUUUGCCCCCUGAUGUUGAGCCUAUGGCACCUCAGACCCCUGGGUACCGGGGGACCCAGGUCACGCCCACCAGAGCCGUGACGGAACAGCAGGAGGACCUCACGGCUGAUACUUGCCUGCCCGUAUUCCAAGUGAGACCCAUGGGGCCCUCUACCCCGUCAGGGCGUCCUUACCACCCAGAAGGGCCCCUGAUUAAGAUUGACAUGCCAAGAAAGCGAUACCCGGCCUGGGAUGCGCACUUUGUAGACAGGAGGCUGCGGAGGACUAUUAACAUCCUGCAGUACGUCACCCCCACCGCAGUGGGCAUUCGCUACCGAGAUGGGCCUCUGCUCUAUGAGCUGUUGCAGUAUGAGUCUUCACUCUAGAACACCUUGACCCAGAUUGAGAAGGGGACCUUAAAUUUGGUUGCGGUCAACGCCGCCUGCAAGAAAUAUAACCCUCCCUUCCCCCAAUACACAGACCCACCACCACCACCGCCACACCAACAACACCAACACUACAAAAAAAGACCAAUAAGUCACAUCCCCUUCAGAUAAGCUUUCUUUCCAGUCACUAUAUGUAUACAAAGAUAUUCUCUAUGUUUUGUAAGUAAAAACAGAAAGAAAACCUUUCUUUUGUUUUUUACACAUAAGAAACAGUAUUGAAAAAAAAUUAAAUAAUCCCACAUUGCAGUUCCUAGAAUGGAGAAGGAAGAGCUAAUCUCCUCUCCAAAACAAACAAACAAACAAACAAACAAACAAACAAAAGUUUUAUACUUUACACCAAGUGUAGAUCAUUUAUGGGAUUGGUGCUGAUUGAGAGAACAAAGCAAAGCAAAACAAAACAAACGAAAACCUUCAACUGCCUUAUGCCCUUAGGUGCUGAGUUUCUUUAGGUACUGUCAUGUUUCCUCACAGAAAACUCUCCGGUGACUUUUGUACCAGGAGAGGAAAAAAAAAUUAAAUAAUCAAAUGAAACAAAAUCUACCAACAAAGCAAAUAAACGCGAACAGCAAACAGAUACUACACCCAAACAAUCUUUCCUAUCAGAUGUUUGUAUCGAAAAACAAGCAAACGAGCAAACAAAACAAAUUGACCAAAAAACGAAGGCAUAGAAGCCCUCUCUCUAUUCUGUUUCUCCUGCCCCUUCCCCAUUUUUCAGAGCCUUCUAGAAGCUAAAGGGCUACUUGGAUCUCCACUGGCCGAAAAGCUCCUUGAAGGCUGACUAUGUGCCAUUUUAACAUUUGCCUAGCAACAGUUGCAUUAAUUUCCUGUGCAAAAAACCAAACCAAAACACAAAUGAGAUUGAAACUCCCAAACACCCAAUUUGAUAGAAUCUAAAAGCAGAUCAAAGGAGAUGUUCAUAAAUGCCAUCAAAGAGAAUCAGCAAUGAUCAGACUCAGCGUGGUAGCAAAA
Molecule: messenger RNA, 2967 nt
Organism: Mus pahari (shrew mouse)
Lineage: Eukaryota; Metazoa; Chordata; Mammalia; Rodentia; Muridae
Gene: Xkr6
Product: XK related 6
Exons: 3
Coding region: 22-1938 (638 amino acids)
Biological process (GO): apoptotic process involved in development; phosphatidylserine exposure on apoptotic cell surface; engulfment of apoptotic cell
Cellular component (GO): plasma membrane
Source: RefSeq, a predicted model, not a curated record